Molecule: messenger RNA, 1206 nt
Organism: Dracunculus medinensis (Guinea worm)
Lineage: Eukaryota; Metazoa; Nematoda; Chromadorea; Rhabditida; Dracunculidae
Source: the annotation of a GenBank genome assembly
AUGGAAGAAGCAAUAAAAGCAGCAGCAAAUAUUUGUUCAACAUCAGUAAGUGACAUGCCGAAAGAACUUGUUAAUCAUCUUUAUAAGAAUGGUGCUUUUUUGAUUUUCCUCGAUGUACCAGAAGGAACAGAAUUCGGAAUUGAUUACAAAUCAUGGCAUGUUGGAAAUAAAUUUCUUGGAAUGAAAAUGAUACCACCUGGAAUUCAUUAUAUUUACUUCAGUGUCAGAAAUGCGCCAAGAAUUGGUUUUUUUCAUAUUUUCGGAGAACGUGAAAUUCUAGUGAGAAAAUGGGAUAAAUUACGCGAAGAUACGACUGUUGGGAAAAUUAGUGAUGAUGAAAUAUCUCGUCUGAAAUCAAAUUUGAAACAAAUGGAUGGUGGUCUUGCCCCAUAUCCUUAUGAAUGCUAUCGAUCUUGGUUCGCUUUAAGCAAUCAUAUAACGGGCAAAACUAUUGAAAGAUUGAGACCGGAAAAUGAAUUUGGUCGUAUCACUGGUCAGACUGAGCUGAUAACGAUGGAAAAUGAAGUGUUCGAAAAUGAACCGAAUGUAGGCUGUUCAUCCAGGGUUACUCGAGACAAUCCUACUCGACUUCGAUUUGUAGAUAAUGAUGGUCUUCCCAUUAUGAAUGUACGACCAGGAUUUGAAAUUCGAUUUUCUAAAAUACCACAGUACGGUCUAACUAAUCGUGAAUCUGCAGCCAUUAGUGGUAUAGAUGAUACAUGGAAAUUAGAAACUAUGAUCGAAGUGUUGCAAGGUGAAUCUUUGGAAAUUAUUGCUGAAUUGCAAUUUGCCUUUGUUUGCUUUUUAAUUGGACAAGUAUAUGAAGGAUUUGAACAAUGGAAACGUUUGAUUCUUAUACUUUGCAGUUGCAAGAAAGCAAUUGCAUCGUACAGCAGUCUUUACUUUACUCUUCUUCAAGUUCUUUUUUUCCAGUUAAAGGAAUGUCCAAAAGAUUUUUUCGUUGAUAUUGUAUCAAAAGAUAAUUUUCUUACUACGACUCUUUCGAAUCUUUUCGCUAAUAUUGAAGAUUCUGAAACUGUUGAUUCAUCGCUGAAAGAAAAAUCUCGGAAGUUCAAAAUUUUUUUGACUAAACGAUUCAAGUGGAACUUCGACCAGUCUGAAGCUGAUGUUCCAAUAUCAUUUGAUCACUACUAUCAAAGAUGUCAUCUUUUUGAAGAUUGGAAAGCAGAAAAAAUGGGAGAAUAG